Molecule: messenger RNA, 3733 nt
Organism: Clupea harengus (Atlantic herring)
Lineage: Eukaryota; Metazoa; Chordata; Actinopteri; Clupeiformes; Clupeidae
Gene: csnk1da
Product: casein kinase 1, delta a
Exons: 8
Coding region: 1-915 (304 amino acids)
Biological process (GO): protein phosphorylation
Molecular function (GO): ATP binding; protein kinase activity
Source: RefSeq, a predicted model, not a curated record
AUGCGGGUGGGGAAAGACGAUCAGAAUCCCUGUUUGUCUACCACUGUGCAGAUCAGCCGCAUUGAGUACAUCCACUCCAAGAACUUCAUCCACAGAGACGUGAAGCCUGACAACUUCCUCAUGGGUCUGGGGAAGAAGGGCAACCUGGUCUACAUCAUCGACUUCGGCCUGGCCAAGAAGUACCGCGACGCCCGCACCCACCAGCACAUCCCCUACCGCGAGAACAAGAACCUCACCGGAACCGCCCGCUACGCCUCCAUCAACACCCACCUGGGCAUUGAGCAGUCCCGGCGUGACGACCUGGAGUCUCUGGGCUACGUGCUCAUGUACUUCAACCUGGGCUCUCUGCCCUGGCAGGGCCUGAAGGCGGCCACCAAGAGGCAGAAGUACGAGCGCAUCAGCGAGAAGAAGAUGUCCACGCCCAUCGAGGUCCUGUGCAAAGGAUAUCCCUCGGAAUUCGCCACGUACCUCAACUUCUGCCGUUCGCUGCGCUUCGACGACAAGCCCGACUACUCGUACCUGAGACAGCUGUUCAGAAACCUCUUCCACAGACAGGGCUUCUCCUACGACUAUGUGUUCGACUGGAACAUGCUCAAGUUUGGAGCGAAUCGUGCAGCGGAGGACGCCGAGCGCGAGAGGAGGGAUCGUGAGGACCGGCUGAGGCACGGCAGGAACCCAGCGGCACGCGGCAUGCCAUCAGCCUCAGGCCGACCCCGUGCCACGCAAGACGUGCCACCCCCCACGCCACUCACACCCACCUCACACACAGGCAUGGAGCGGGAGAGGAAGGUCAGCAUGAGACUGCACCGCGGCGCCCCCGUCAACAUCUCGUCCUCAGACCUGACGGGUCGGCAGGACACCUCGCGCAUGUCCACCUCACAGAAUAGCAUUCCCUUCGAUCAUCAUGCCAAGUAGCUGCUCGACACGUUCUGGUGUGACGGCAGCCCCGGGCUCUGUCACGCGUCACCCCCAGUGGCCUGCAGUCUGCGGUACCUCGAUGAGACCAGACCUCCCCCUCCCUCUGCGCCCCCAGCACACCCCACCUUCCCAUCCCUUCACUUGACACCGAGGGCAACGGCACCCUGAGGGCCCAACCACCUUGACCAGGACAUCCAGCAGCCGACGACGAUCUGUUGCGGGAUAGACGGGGAAAAAACGAAGAAAAACCAAACAAAAAAAUAUCGACACAAAAAACGACAAAAGUGCGCACACACUCACAAACACAACCAUGAAUCUGCGACCCAAGCCAGUCAAGGGCCAGAGACUUUCAGUCCUCUCACCUUUUCUUCCGAACACCGCUCUGUCUAGCCAUACGUCAUGCUAGCCCUCAUGGUGGGGAACAUGAACAAGACUUGCGCGCACACACAUGAACACACACACAUACAUACACACACGCCUACACACACACACACACACACACACACACACACACACACACACACACACACACACACCUGAACACACAAACUUGACACAUUUGUUUUUUGCUCCACUGCUCUUUGCCUGAGCCUCGCCCAUCAUGUAGGUGGAUGUCCGUUGGCCGUCGUUGCCUUUGCCACCCUGGCAUACGCUAAGAGGAAGUGCCCUCCUCUGUCAGUGGGGUAACCCCCCCCCCCCCCCCCGUCCUCUCAUGACCUCAAAAAGCCCCCCAGCGAUGUAGAGGCAGCACACUAGCGUCCCUCUGUCCUCCUCAGUCUUGCCCCCAUUGCCCUGAACACCCCCCCCCCCCCCCGCCCUCCCUCUCUUUUUGCCCCCUCCCAGGCACAGAGGCUGAUGGCUCUGGGGCAGACCUGGGACUGCGGCUGCACCAAUGGCAUUUUUCCACCCAAUUAUUACCCUCCCGCUCUGUGUUGUAUCAAAGGCAAACUUCAAGCAGUUUCUACCUGUUGCGGUGAGUGCUUGGACGGAAGCUUCUGUUGGCGGGGUCGUUUUUUUUCAGGCUUGUGACACGAAAAACUCGUGUCAAUGUUUUUUUUUAUUUCGUAUUUGUUUUAUUUGAACCGUGAACUCCAGGCCGGAGACUGUCUGUCUGAAAAUCCCUGCAUCGCCAAUACGAAAUACGAGGGGGUGGGGUGAGAAUGCCAGCCCCAACAUGCCUGUAUGCCACACUCUAGUGCAGUGGAUCCAUUAGCAAAACAUGCAGAAAUGCGUUUGUUUUUUGUUUAUUUUUAUGUAAAAGGGGGAAACCACCGAAAAAGCUAUUAUUUCCCUGUUCUCACAGUCAGCUGUUUUGUUCUACUUUCUCAGUUCUAUAAGCGCCUGGUUGUUUCUGUUCCCGGGCGGUGAGCGUCCCCCCCCCCCCCAUGAAGCUUCUCUUUAUGUUUUUAAUGCUGUUGGAAAGCUGUGAAAUGCCUGCAUUGUAGAAAUGUCCAAUGUUGACGUUGCUGUUUUUCGUUCUGGUUUUAACCCUGCACCAAUUUCCCCCUCCCUGUGGAAGGCGAUCUGGGGAGGGGAGACUCACAGCGGGAGUGGAACAGCCCUCACUCCCCUCGGUCUCCAUGACUACCCCUGUGACUGGAGGAUGCUCAGCGCCUCAGCUUGAUCUGAAGUCACUUAAUCCCCAAGGGCUCUCUCUCUCUCCCUCCCUCUCUCUCUCUCUCUCUCUCUCUCUCUCUCUACCCCUCUCUCUAGUUUCCUCUCUGUCUCUCUUUCUUCUCCUUCUGAUUUUAUUUGUCUGUUGUUUGUCCUGUUUUCUCUCUCUCUCUUUCUCUCUCUCACGUUUAUUCCUCGCUCUGUCCUGUUUCCCUCUGACUGCUUCAUGGGACGUGUUCUUUGAGCAGGGAUGGCUGAGCACCAGCCGUCAGCUCUCAUUAAAAGAAAGCCAUGUCUAUUUUGGAAUCAGCCUCUUUUUCUUUGGGAAGAGGGGGGGGGGGGGGGGGGUCCUCUUCAAGCCUAUAUUUUAAAAAAGACUUUUGAACUCAAUUGGGUUAUUUUGGGGUUUGAUUUUUUUUUUUUGGUUUGUUUUUAAAAGCGUACUGAAUUUAUUACAAUGGCUUUACUUAAUUUUUUUUUAUUAUUAUUAUUUCUUCCAAAUCUGUAGCUCCUGGACUUCCUGGUGUUGAGUCCUGACGGAGUUGAAACGGCCGGCUUGCCGCGUCAUAUCAUUCAGCCUAUUAGAGCAUUAGACCUUUUUCUUGUAGUCUGUGGGGGGAAAUGGGGAGGUUUAGUGGUGAAAAAACUCUUUCAGUUCUGUUGUCAUGUGUAUAUAGGAUGUUUCUAGUGAUGGCGAAGCUCCAUUUUUACAUAGCCUCUGUCUGUCUCUGUAGUGCGAGGGUGCUGAAGAAAAGGUUAGUGCUUAGCAGGGCGAUGUGUGAACUAGUUCUUUUCACUUCUGGUGGUCUGAAAAAUAUAAAAACGCCAACAAAAAAAAAUACGUGAAAAAAUACAAAAACGCUCACAAACUUAUUUGGGGAUGGUCCCUUACUGGUGUUAGUUACACUUAAGAGUGGAGAAGAAGAAGAAGAAAAAAAAGACACGAGUACACUUUGUUUGGGAUCAACCAACUGUCUUUUAUUCUUUAUUUUUAUUUUCUGUUCUUGGAUUUAACGUUUUCAUGACCUGGUUUCAUUCGGUCUGUGACUGCAGAGCCACACGUCACGUCACACUGUGCUAGCAAACUCUCUCAAAUGGAAUUAUGGGAAAUCUUCUUGCCCUGUAAGAUUUUUCUCCUCAUUUGUAUUGCCACUGUAUUUGUGUAUUUUAAAUUGUGUAAAUAAAUUAAUAAGUACUUGUA